AAAAUGUAACUGUUUGCACAGGGACUUGAUUCCAUCAUUGACUUUUGGUAAUCCACGCAAAAAAUCCAUAAGGGAUUUCCAGUCAUUGACAAAUGAUCUUUUUAUAAUCAAAAUUGAUCACGAUUUAAGAAAAGUUGUGGGACAAUAUGUCUGGCUGCUGGGCAAUUUUAUGGUGGUUUUCAUCGUUAACAUUGGUAUAUCAUUCCGGAUGUUACCUCAUUGACACAAUUGCUGCAAAUAGUUUUGGCCACUUGUAUAAUUACAUUAAUGCAUCAACUUUGGAUCAAGAUUAUUGUGAAAAGAAACUGAAAUUAACUACUUUGGAUGAAUGGAAACUUUCCACAGAAGUGUUCACAGCUACACUUCCCAUUGAUCAUAUUCAAGAGAAUUAUGUUCGUGAGGUUCAAGAAUGUAUUUUUUCUGUUGGAUAUCCUACACCAUUUAAAUCCAGAGUUCUACUUGUAGCUGUUUCAGAGGAAGUCCUGGAAAAAAUUCUGGACUUAGACAUGUCUGCCUCAAGUUCAGAUGACUUUCUACAGCUUGUCAGUGGUACAAAAAUAAUCUUUGGGUCUCUACCCCUAACUCACAGAUAUGGUGGCCAUCAGUUUGGUAGCUGGGCAGGACAGCUGGGUGAUGGAAGAGCCCACCUGAUUGGCGUUUAUACAAACAGAUUUGGAUCCAGAUGGGAACUACAGCUCAAAGGUUCAGGAAAGACACCAUACUCGAGGAGAGGAGAUGGCAGAGCUGUGCUUCGGUCUUCUAUACGAGAAUUUUUGGGAAGUGAGGCCAUGCAUUAUCUUGGAAUACCUACAAGCAGGGCAGCUAGCUUAGUUGUAAGUGAUGACAACAUUUGGAGAGAUCAGUUCUACAAUGGGAAUAUUAAGAAAGAAAGAGGUGCAAUUGUGUUACGUGUUGCAAAAUCAUGGUUUCGAAUAGGAUCAUUGGAAAUACUAGCUCAAUCUGGAGAACUGGAUUUAUUAAGGAUGCUGCUAGAUAUGGUCAUAAAAGAACACUUUCCAAAAAUAAACAUAAAUGAUUCAAAUAAAUAUCUGGCAUUUUUCUCUCAAGUAGUAUCUGAGACGGCACAUUUAAUUGGCUUGUGGAUGUCAGUCGGCUUCGCUCAUGGAGUAUGUAAUACUGAUAACUUCAGCUUAUUAUCCAUAACCAUAGAUUAUGGUCCAUUUGGCUUCAUGGAUUCAUACAACCCAGACUUUGUUCCAAACACAUCUGAUGAUGAAGGACGGUAUAAAAUAGGAAAUCAGGCAAAUGUUGGAAUGUUUAAUCUGAACAAACUGCUAAAGGCUUUAAACCCUUUAUUUAGUCCAAGACAAAAGCAACUGGCUUCUCAAAUACUUGAAGAAUACCCUCAACAAUAUUAUAAAGGCUUUGUAGAACUAUUCAAGACAAAAUUAGGUCUGCUAGGAGAGAAUGAGGAUGAUGACUAUUUGAUUGCUUUCCUUCUAAAACUCAUGGAAGAUACAAGGGCAGAUUUCACAAUGACUUUUCGGCAACUCAGUGAGAUUUCGGAAGACAAACUCAAAGAUCUCAACAUUCCUAAGGAAUUCUGGGCUUUGCAAGAUAUAGCUAAACACAAGAACUUUUCAACAUGGAUUGCUAUGUACCUCUUGAGAUUAAAAGGGAAUGUAGGUGAUUCAGACUCUGAAAGGAGGAAAAGAAUGAGCAGUGUUAAUCCAAGAUACGUACUUAGAAAUUGGAUGGCAGAAUCAGCUGUCCAAAAGGCUGAAAUAAAUGAUUUUUCAGAGGUCCGCUUCUUGCAACGAGUUUUGCAACAUCCAUUUCUGGUACAGACUCUGGCUGAGAGAGCUGGUUAUGCACAGCACCCCCCUGCUUGGGCUGAAGAUGUUAAAGUCAGUUGUUCAUCUUGAUGACAAUAAUUUAUGAUUAAAUUAAAUUGUGAUAUUUCCCCAUCA
Messenger RNA from Pseudonaja textilis, 1931 nucleotides. The record is from RefSeq and is a predicted model, not a curated record. NCBI's taxonomy places the organism in Eukaryota, Metazoa, Chordata, Lepidosauria, Squamata, Elapidae.